AUGGAGAGGCUUGACUGCACGGAACGAAAGCUGCUUAGACGGCUACUUGGCUACUUUUGGCCUAGGGUAUGCCACAAUGAAGAUCUUUACGCAGAAAUUGAUGUGGUUUACCGGUGGAUGACACGUGGAAGAUAUCAACAUCUUGCACCGCCAUCGAAAGUGGCCAAAGUAAAUCGCCUUCGCUUCUUUGGUCAUAUAUUAAGGAGACCGGCAGAUCGCCUUGUCCAACGAGUUCUGAAGAGUUCGUCGGGUUCGAGCUGGAAGAAGCCACCUGGCCGGAAAAGGAAGUUCUGGACUGAGGUGGUAAAAGAGGACCUGAGGACACUCGGCGUGGAUGGGCGAGAAGUAAGAUUUCGCAGAAUAUGGAAUAGCGACGAAUGGAUUGAUUCUGUGAAAGCUCUCGCAGAAAAUCGAGAAGGUUGGGCAGAGCUGUGUUCAAGGACGGCACACCUCGGCGAAGAUGCGGGUAAUCGCGUCAGACGAGACAUCAGCCCGCGGAUUAAGUCAAUUGUCCACUGCUCAGCGGGUGUUGGCAGAAGUGGAACUAUGGUAGCGCUUGAAAUGUGCUUGAUGACCAUCGCUAAUGUGCGACCAAUCGAUAUUCACGAGAUAGUGUCAAGUCUUCGUCGAUAUCGUGCCUUGGCAGUGCAAUCGUUAGAGCAGUACUUGUCUUUGUAUAAAUUAGUCCUACAAUUUGGCGAACAAAAUGGAUGUAUAACCGCAGAUGAUGUUAGUAGCUUCUACCAGGUACUGAAAGCAGCUCGAAAUUGA
This is a messenger RNA of Necator americanus (New World hookworm), 771 nucleotides long. RefSeq lists its product as uncharacterized. Gene Ontology annotation, molecular function: protein tyrosine phosphatase activity. The coding region runs from base 1 to 771 and encodes 256 amino acids. The record is from RefSeq and is a predicted model, not a curated record. The transcript has 4 exons. Gene Ontology annotation, biological process: protein dephosphorylation. Lineage: Eukaryota; Metazoa; Nematoda; Chromadorea; Rhabditida; Ancylostomatidae.